Haliotis rubra (blacklip abalone) is the source of this 1158-nucleotide messenger RNA. RefSeq lists its product as uncharacterized. The coding region runs from base 511 to 1083 and encodes 190 amino acids. NCBI's taxonomy places the organism in Eukaryota, Metazoa, Mollusca, Gastropoda, Lepetellida, Haliotidae. The transcript has a single exon. The record is from RefSeq and is a predicted model, not a curated record.
AGAAUUGAUGAAGAAAUUACAGAAAGUGAGUUCAUUUCCAUUAUGAUAGAUGAGAGCACAGACAUUUCUGUUCAAAAGAAACUUGUGGUAUAUUGUAAGACAGUGUCUGACAGUUUGCAGUGCAGUACACACUUUAUUGGAAAUGUGAAACUUUCUGAUGUGAGUGUGACCGGGGAAGUGUUGUUUAAAAGAUUAGGUGAAUUUCUAACUGGACGGGGUGUAGAGUGGAAGAAAGUGAUUGGAUUUGGAUCAGAUGGAGCAAGUUUAAUGACUGGAAAAGAGAAAGGGGUUGCUACAAGGAUCAAGAAGGAGGCUCCACAUUGUGUGUCUGUACACUGCAUGGCUCACAGAUUGAACUAAGCCACUUCUAAAGCUGCAGAUAGUGUGGUAUAUAUUAAAGAUACUUUUCAAAAGGUGUUGACAGACCUUUACUAUUAUUUCUCGAAAUCUACAGCCAGAACAGAAGAACUGAAAGAAAUUCAACGCAUUCUUGAAUCACCUGAGGUUAAGAUGAGAGAGGUACAUGAAAUAAGAUGGAUGAGCUUCUACAACUCACUAAAUGCUAUUUGCAGAUCAUGGAAAGCACUGUGCAAGUAUUUCCAGUCACACAAGGCAGACAGCAGCAGAACAAAAGGUUUAUUUGAGAACAUAACAGAUUACAAGUUUGUAUGCUGCAUGUAUCUGAUGAUGGACAUCAUCCCCUCUUUAGCUGCCCUUAGCAUGACAAUGCAGAAGCAAGACCUUGAUAUAUCAUCUGUUAGGCCAGCUAUUGAUGGUAUCUUUUCUGCAGUAGACCAGGCAUUGAGUAGUAAGAGCUACUAUCAGCAGUUACUUCACACAUCUCACAUGAAGAAGGAUGUCAAAAUGAAACAGGUCACAGUUCAAGGAGUAAAAGUCACUGUGUCAAAUGAAGAAAACAUCAGAGAAGCACAAAAAUCGUUUGGAAGCACAAGAACUUCCUUCCUUAAAUCUCCCAAGGACCAACUCGACAGAAGAUUUCCUAAGAAGGAACUCAAGGUUGCCACUUCAUUUCAAGCCCUAGGUCUGAGACCAUUAUCAUUCUUAUCAAGGGAGAAUUACUGACAUUUGGAAAUGAAGAAUUGGAUGUUCUGAUUGAACAUUAUGGCCAGGACCAAACAGGAGCUAGUAAUGUCAGCA